AUGUACAGAGUCUCUUUCGAGGCCUACAGUGAGUGUGGCGUGAUUGGACCUGGGACUCGAAUGAAUCAACCUCGCAGGUGCUUAGUAGUGCCUGGUACGCAGGAGGGCCGACCCCGUGCUCUCAGGAAACAGGGUGAUGCUCGGCAAGAAAGGACGGGCGAUCCGCAGACUGGGAUCAGACUAAAGGAUGGCGAGGGUGAGUGA
This is a messenger RNA of Colletotrichum paranaense, 204 nucleotides long. RefSeq lists its product as uncharacterized. The record is from RefSeq and is a predicted model, not a curated record. Bases 1 to 204 code for a protein of 67 amino acids. NCBI's taxonomy places the organism in Eukaryota, Fungi, Ascomycota, Sordariomycetes, Glomerellales, Glomerellaceae. The transcript has a single exon.